This is a messenger RNA of Rubroshorea leprosula, 605 nucleotides long. Lineage: Eukaryota; Viridiplantae; Streptophyta; Magnoliopsida; Malvales; Dipterocarpaceae. The record is from the annotation of a GenBank genome assembly.
GUCCAGGCCUUCUGAAUCUCCAGCAAUAUCCCGUCCUUCAGAUCAAGGACCUGCUCCUGCAUCCAAAACUGAAAAAUAUGUGCCUAGGUUCCGACGGCAGAGUGGGGAAGGCUCAGGUGCGGCCCCACCUCCAGAACCAGAUCGCUGGGCAGCCAGCAACAAGCCCCCAUCCUCAGAACCUGAUCGCUGGGCUCGGCCUGCACCACAAUCUGAUCGCUUUGGCAGUGGCAGCCGGGCUUUGCCUCAGGAUUCAGAUCGCAGCAGAGUUCCAUCUCAGGAAGCUGAUCGAUGGGGCAGUGGUGGCAGCAAGCCAGAACCAUGGCGGCCCUCAAGGGCCAAGGCCGCACCACGUGGUUGAUCAAACUGCUAAAACAUUUUGAGGGAUGGUUUUGUUGGAAACUGAGAAUAUGGUUUUGGUGAUACAACCCGAGGAUUCACGGUGGUUUGUGUUUAACCUGAUGAAUAAUUUUGUAUUUUUUUUACUGCUAUUUAAAGACCCAGUUUAGUCUCAGGUUUGUGGAUGCUGGGAAUUUUUUUUUUUUUUUUUAAGUCUUCUGUGCAUGCCAUGUGUGAAACCUCUAACCUGCUCGGGCGGAGUUUCAUUU